AUGAAGCACGAUCCCGCAAAAGCUGCGCAGUAUAUCUCGCAGCUCGAUGCUGCGCGGUGCAAUGGCAAUUGGGAGGCGGUGCCUGAGCUCGUCCGCAAGAUCAAGAAGCAUGCCCCCGAGAGAGCUUGUCUCGUUUUGACUGCUGAGACGGAGGUCGCGAUCGAGAAAGCAACCAGGAACUUACCCGUCGCCGAGAAAUCAUCCCCUGCAAUAACCGCCAAGGACCUCGACGCUUCCAGUCUGCUGCCGAAACUGCUCUCUGCCGUCGAUGGCGAAACGGACCACCUUGAGGACAGGUUCCAAGCCCAGGUCUGUGUCGGGUGGCUGCACUGGGUGGUGGGCGAAUACAGUCUUGCGGCCGUGCGCCUACCGAAAGGCUUCGAGCAGGACAACACUCUCACAGAGAACCCCGAAAAGGUGUCAGAAUGGACCAGGGUGUGUGCCAUGAAGUCGGCCUAUCUCAGAGCCAACUGCCUAGCGCGCAAUGGCCAGAGACAAGAAGCCCUGGCAGUCUUCGAAGAGGGUCUUCCGGCUCUUUCAAGCACAUGGGGUGGACCCCAAGCCAAAACGCAGCCGCGCUACUGGUCAGAACUGUUUCUGACCGAGUUCUGUAUGCUUUCCAGCAGGACGGUAGAGCUCGAGGAAACUAGCUUGGAGGAUGCGAACUGUUUGGCGGGCUACAGGUCGUGGGCAAAGUACUGGGAGGCUUCGAAGGGUGCUUCACUUCCUGGCGGUUACGGAUUCCGAGGCUCUGUGGCUCGUCGACGGAUUUGGUUCGAAUAUUAUUCAGCUCUCUCGACGAUCUUACAGAGUGAUUUGCCCUUUCCGACUGGCCAUGUCCCCAAGAUCUCCAACGACUCGUCUGCGCGCAAUCAGCUUCGCAUUGAGCUAAAGAAGGUUGAAGCGGCGUAUGAGGCAUUGCUUCUCAAGGAGACGGAAUUUCCAAGAGCUGACGAAGAGAGAGAGGAAGUUGAGAUCUUCACUAAUUUGGUUGUCAAAAACUGGACAAUACUCAGCGGUCGAGGCUGGAUAGACCAGGACCUUGGUCAGGGGGGGAAGGAGACCCUGAGCCGGGGUGUCCUCGACAUACUCUAUCGAGCGUCCAUGAAGACAUACCACUCGACCUCCAUCCUUCGCCACCUCUUCAUCGUCCAUCUCUCCGUAGCCGAGUUUGAUCUAGCUUUCAAGGCGUUCGACUCGUAUCUCAGCUUGGUCAAGAAGGGCAAAGCUCGCGUCGCCAAGACUGGCCACCAGGAACCAAGUCUGGACGACGACGCAACAUUGAUAGAGACUAUCUCGACCUGCAUCAAUGCUUUAUGCCGCUAUGGAGACAGGCAGGCGGCUGAGAAGGCAAGAGAACUGAGCAUCGAACUGGAACAGACCCUGCACAAACUGAGCGCGAAGCCUGGUUCUCAUUCUCCGGCGAUGGACGAAGGGAGCAUACCGCUGACCAACUCGGGGCAGUCGUUCCCUCCCCGAGUGGAAGCCCUCGCUUGGCAGGCUCUCGGGCUGGCCCAUGCACAAUGGGCCCGCGUGACAUACGAGUCGUCUACGCGAGUAGACAUCCGAUCCAAGGCGAUCAGCUGCCUGCGAAAAUCCCUAUCUCCCGAGUAUGGUCUUGUGGCCGAUCUGAGAAGCAUGUUCGCUCUGGCAGUGCUUCUUGCGGAGCAGCGGGAGCUUACCACUGCCAUCGAGCUUGUCAAAACCACACUUCUCGCGAACAAAUCGCCUACGGAGGGCCUAGAGAUCUACCAUGGGCGAUAUUGGAAGGAGCGGGCUCUGAUUCCGCUCUGGCAUCUAUUAUCCCUUCUUCUCAGCGCGAGACAGGACUACAUCAUGGCAGCUCGGGCAUGUGAAGGAGCACUUGAGCAAUUCAAAGACCCCACCAUAUUGUUCGGGACCGAACAGCUAUACAGGAGUGACCAUCUCAACGAGGCGGAAGAGAUGAACGGCAAGGUGCACGAGGGGAGCAGAGGUGUAGUUGAUGAUAUGGACGACUACGAAAAGGAAGGCAUCUUGGAGGUCAAGAUGACUCAACUGGCCCUGCUUGAGGUCAUGGAGGGACCUACCACUGCUGUAAAUGCCAGUCUCGAGCUGUUAAGUCUUUUCAACCGACUCUUUGGAGAUCUCCAACCUAGAGCAGCAUUGGCCGCUCCCAAGACAACCGAGGUUCCAAAAAGCUCGGCCGGCACCUUGCGGAGUAUCAAGGGAAGUAUUUUCGGGAGAAGCUCAGAGAAGUCGGGGCGGCCAGGGACCCGACGCACAAGCAUCAUGAGCAACAACGAAAAGCCAGGACAAGGGGUCUCGCGGCCGACGACGAUGCAAACAGUCGCAAGCACGCAGGCACCGACCAUCCAAAUCACGAGAGAAAACGGGACCAGGGACGAGCCCGCGCGCGCGCGAACGUCUGCAGGCACGAAUGACCGCAGAAGCCAGUCUCAUAAGAGAAGCAGUCUUCGCAAACGGGAUAGCAGCGGACAUCGGCGGCGCGCGUCGAGCAUCGGAGCUGUACCACAUCAGCCGACGGUGGUCGACGGAGAGAACUAUUUUACUCCUGUGGGCGAUAGUUACCAAGGUCUGGACUUUUUCCAAUUCGCCAACCGCCGCCAGGCCUCGUCGGGCGGGCCGCCUGUCUCUAUGAAGAGGCAUCUCUCACACAUGGAUUCGUACACGUCAUCGAGAUCACGGACCUCGGACGGAGGGGAGGUCUCUGUGGAAAGUGUAGAGUCUACCUCAAAUCUCCUUCCACUUGUUCAAUUCUCCAAGGAACACCACCGGAGGAGAAGGGGAGCAAUCCUCGUCAAGGUCUGGCUUAUGAUUGCUCGCUUCUACCGCAAGGCCGAGAUGCACGAUGACGCCACCAAGGCCGUGAUAGAAGCUCAGAAGCUGGUUCAGACUCUAGAAACCGAGAUCACCAAGGAAUCGCCCGACUCGGCGGCGCUCAGGCGCAUUGGGUGGGGCGGGAAGAAAUGUGUCGAUGAGCUUUGGGGAGACGUACUGGCCGAGAUGGGUCAACUCUCUCUGGCAAGAGACGCUGUCUUCGUGGCUCGCGGCGAGUUCGAAACAGCGCUGACGCACUUCCCCGAUCAUCCCAAGGCCAUCGUUGGCUUGUCUAACGUUCUGUUAGACAUCUACUGCGAGAACGUGCUCCCACCACCCGUGAUUCCUCCGAUGAAGCUCGCCGAUGGCUCGGCUCCGACGAUGCACACUUCGGAAAGCCUCAUACCAAACCCCGAAGUUGUGCGUCGGCCAAAGAAGGCUGUUCAGUCACCCUUCCCUACCGCCCCUCUUGGCCUCAACAAGACACAGUCGGGAGAUUCAAAGGAGGGCAAUAAGGACGCACUGUUCAACGACGAGGACGGUGAGUGGACGACGGGCAAGCCAAAGUCAACGUCGGAGCUACCUCCGCCUUACAAAGCGACGUCGUUCCCCGCCAUGGAUAGGCUGGCGGCACGGGAUCGCGCCCAUGCCCUGCUCUCGGGCCUGACGAAGCUGGGCACGGGCUGGAACUACUCGGAAGCAUGGUUCGCGCUUGCGAGAGCUUACGAGGAGAGCGACCAGCUGGACAAGGCCAAGGAGGUGCUUUGGUGGUGUGUAGAGCUUGAAGAGGGCAUGGCAGUGAGAGAAUGGGAGUGUGUUGGCACGAGCGGCUACGUGCUUUGA
Messenger RNA from Thyridium curvatum, 3663 nucleotides. RefSeq lists its product as uncharacterized. Gene Ontology annotation, molecular function: protein binding. NCBI's taxonomy places the organism in Eukaryota, Fungi, Ascomycota, Sordariomycetes, Thyridiales, Thyridiaceae. The record is from RefSeq and is a predicted model, not a curated record. Bases 1 to 3663 code for a protein of 1220 amino acids. The transcript has 4 exons.